AUGCCAGCUCUUAUAACUGAUAUCCUUAUCUCAAUGGAUGAUCGUUUCCUGUAUAUCUCCUUUUGGCUUCAUGGAGAUAUUCAAUAUGACAUUUCUGAUCCAUUAAAUGUGAAAUUGAAUUGUCAAGUUUAUAUUGGAGGAAGUAUACAUACGGAAUCAAAUGUAAAAGUUCUAGAAGAUGAAAAACCAAUUGAAGCACUUUAUGUGAAGGGACGGAAAAUCGAAGGGGGUCCACAGAUGUUACAGUUGUCAUUGGAUGGAAAGAGACUUUAUGUAACAACUUCUUUAUACAAGAAAUGGGAUGAUCAAUUCUAUCCAGAACAUGUCAAGUGA
Messenger RNA from Caenorhabditis elegans, 333 nucleotides. The record is from the annotation of a RefSeq genome assembly. NCBI's taxonomy places the organism in Eukaryota, Metazoa, Nematoda, Chromadorea, Rhabditida, Rhabditidae.